GGCUAUUUGGUGAGAGAAAACCAAAAAUCCGAGUGAAGACACAAGAGUGACGAGUGUGAGAUAUAGAGAGAGAAACAACUUUACAAAAAAAAAAAGAACACCCCUUUACUUUACUUUACUUUUCUCUCUCUAAAAACCACCAAACCCCACCCCCCUACCAACUCCCACGCUACCUCAUACUCGAUCAAAACCAUUUUCCAUAGCUUCUUUCACACAUACACACACUACUUUCACAAACAGACACUCUUCUUCUUCACUUCUGUUCAUACAUAUUUUAUUUUAUAUAUAUAUAUAUAUAUAUACGUAUAGUCGUAGAUAGAUAUAUAUAUUUAUAGGUUUGUGUACAGAGAGAAAGGAGGAGGAAAAUGGAGAGGUACAGUGGGACCCAAGCAAUGGAGGGUGCACCGGUGGAUCCGGUGUCUGAAUGGAAUGUUCCCGGCGGAGAGACGGGGCUUGAAGAACCUAUGUGGCAGUUAUCACUUGGUACUGGACCAGAACCCUACCCUGAACGGGCAAACGAGCCCGAUUGUAUCUAUUACUUGCGUACGGGCUUCUGUGGUUACGGUGCGAGGUGUCGGUUCAAUCAUCCACGGGACCGUACUUCGGUUUUGGGAGCGAUGAGAGCUACUGGAGGAGAAUACCCAGAAAGAGUGGGUCAACCUGUUUGUCAGUACUAUAUGAGGACAGGAAUGUGUAAGUUUGGUGCUUCAUGCAAAUAUCAUCAUCCAAGACAGGGAGGUGGAUCUCCAGCACCGGUGACGAUUAACGUUUACGGAUACCCGCUGCGUCCGGGGGAAAAGGAAUGUUCGUAUUAUGUGAAAACUGGCCAGUGUAAAUUUGGCGUCACUUGUAAAUUUAAUCAUCCACAGCCUGCUGGAGCACAAGUGCCAGCACCAGCAGCUGGACCUGGACCUCGAACUGUGCCAUCAGCUGUUCCUGCACCGCACAUUUAUCCACCGGUGCAGUCUCCUUCUGUUCAAUCAGCUCAACAAUACGGGGUAGUUUCUGGCAACUGGCCAGUUGCAAGGCCUAUACUUCCUGGUUCAUAUAUCCCUGGGACUUAUGGUUCUGUGCUUCUUCCCCCGGGGAUGGUUCCUCUACCAGGUUGGACUCCUUAUCCGGCCCCUGUGAAUCCGGUUCCCUCCCCAAGUACUCAACUUGCUGCAGCAGCAGGCCCCAUGUAUGGGCUUUCUCAACUAUCUCCUUCAGCGCCUGCGUACACAGGACCAUAUUUAUCUGUUCCGUCUUCCGCCGGUCCUUCAAGCAGCAGUCAGAAAGAGCAUGCAUUUCCAGAAAGGCCUGGACUUCAAGAAUGCCAGUACUACAUGAAGUACGGGGACUGUAAAUAUGGAUCUUCUUGUAGAUACCAUCAUCCACCUGAAUGGAGUGGACCUAAAACAAGUUUUAUCCUCAGUGCGAUGGGCCUCCCUCUUCGUCCGGGUGCACCAAUUUGCUCUCACUUUGCACAAAAUGGAGUCUGCAAGUUUGGGCCUUCUUGCAAGUUUGACCACCCAAUGGGAAUGAGUUAUAGUUCAUCUUCUUCUUCUCUUGCUGAUAUGGCUGUUGCUCCUUACCCUGUGGGAUCUGCUGUUGGUACUUUGGCUCCAUCGUCCUCAUCUUCAGACUUGCGUCCUGAACUCAUAUCUGGAUCUGGCAGGGAUGGCUUCUCUACCCAAGUAUCUUCCAUGAGCGCCUCAAGCGGUUCAGUUGGUUCAAUGUUUUCAAAGGGUGGUCCUGCUUCUCAUUCUAGUGUUCAGCAAUCUGUACAGAGUUCUAAUCCUUCCAGUGGCAGCAGCAGCGCAGGCCAUGGAAGUGAGGCUCGCACAUCAAAUUGAGAGAAGAUUGAGUGAUCACAUUUUUUCUGUUGCUCAAUGAUCACAUGACGAGCACUUUAUUUUUGGUGAUAGUCCCUUUUAGGAGGAUUUUAUCCAAAUUAGUCAUCUUGCUUCUUUAAAUAUUCAGAUCUAGCACACACUCUAGUUCUGUCCACCUGUUGUUCAUAAGGCCACCUCUUUUCCUCAUUUCAAAUAAGUGAUAAUCCAUCCUUGAAAGGUCCAACUACCCUCAGUAGAGGUUUGUAGCUAGUUUCUGAAUAACAAGAAACAGACGUCACCUUCCAUCUUAGAAAUCUGCAACCAUGCCCCAAUUUUUGGACCUUGUUGUGGCUAUUUAUGCUGUAGUCUUUUUUAGGGAGCGAAAGCAUCCCUCCUACACUGUUGUCCUUUGAAAUUUGGCUGUCUUCACCUACCUACACCGUUUUCCUUCAAAAUUUGGCUGUCUUCACCUAUCCUCAUUAGUCCCCUCUUCAGAAUCGGAAUGAAUACCAAGGUCUUCUUUUCCCCCUGUUUCUGUUUGGGGCUUUAUUGUGAAGAAACAGUUGAACUUACAGAUUCUGAACCAGACAAUGUUUUAUUCUCUUUAUGGGAUAUUUAAUCAUACUUGUGUUGUAAUAUGGGGAAUUGCUCGAAUUUAUCAUCAAAUACAGUUGAAAAUACCAAGUAACAACUCUGACUUUGUAGAA
Solanum dulcamara is the source of this 2521-nucleotide messenger RNA. RefSeq names its product zinc finger CCCH domain-containing protein 32. NCBI's taxonomy places the organism in Eukaryota, Viridiplantae, Streptophyta, Magnoliopsida, Solanales, Solanaceae. Bases 366 to 1835 code for a protein of 489 amino acids. The record is from RefSeq and is a predicted model, not a curated record. The transcript has 7 exons. Gene Ontology annotation, molecular function: mRNA binding; metal ion binding.